Aspergillus japonicus CBS 114.51 is the source of this 4584-nucleotide messenger RNA. Its product is annotated as ubiquitin-binding TORC1 subunit KOG1. The record is from RefSeq and is a predicted model, not a curated record. Gene Ontology annotation, biological process: regulation of autophagy; cellular response to starvation; positive regulation of cell growth. Gene Ontology annotation, cellular component: cytoplasm; TORC1 complex. Gene Ontology annotation, molecular function: protein-macromolecule adaptor activity; protein binding. NCBI's taxonomy places the organism in Eukaryota, Fungi, Ascomycota, Eurotiomycetes, Eurotiales, Aspergillaceae. The transcript is spliced from 7 exons. Bases 80 to 4369 code for a protein of 1429 amino acids.
AUAAGGCGACAGUUCAUUUCAUCGUACUGGAUUGUACAUGAUGAUUAUCUGCGCAUAACAACAGCACCGGAACUAGAAAAUGGAGCAGAAUAAUACAGACCACCGACAGGCCUCGAGCCUACAGUCCGAACCCCGAAAGCACCCACACAAGUCCGUUCGUGUUGCUUUUGGCCCUGACCUCGAAACUCACAUUCCACCCCGCGACAUCUCCCCCGCGCCCGUUGCUGGACACCACCGAUCCUUCACCACCGUGGAGGCCAAACCGCCGCCUGUGAUCACACCGGAAAGACCGACGAGCUCGUCCGCCGGCGAGAACUCAGUUAUCUUCGAUGUCAAUCCGCGACUGACUAUGGAUCGUCCCGCCGAGUCCGCGCGCCCGACCGCGGCCCUGAAGAGAGCCAGGAGCGAUUAUGGACCUCGAGUGGGAUUUGAAAAAGCUAUCAAUGGUGACGAAGAAGAAGAUAUCGCUAUGCGCCAUGGCUGGCAGGAGGAAUACACUUCAAGCGAGUACUUGAAAGUCCUGCAUUCGAAUUUCUACAUGUAUUUCACAGAAAAGCGCCAUGAGACGAAUGGAAUCCCACGCGACCCUGUCGGAAGCUGGCCGAGUCAAGACUGGCGCAUGAAGGACCGUCUCAAGACAGUUUCUGCCGCCCUUGCCAUCUGCUUGAACAUUGGCGUUGACCCCCCGGAUGUCGUGAAGACCAACCCUGCGGCAAAGCUGGAGUGUUGGGUUGACCCAACCUCUACCACAUCACCUGGUGGCUCCAACAAGAUCAUGGAGCAGAUCGGAAAGAAACUACAAGAACAAUAUGAGACGCUAAGCUUGAGAACUAGGUACAAGCAGUAUCUUGACCCUUCAGUCGAUGAGACCAAGAAGUUCUGCAUAUCAUUGCGUCGUAAUGCCAAAGACGAGAGAGUUCUCUUUCACUACAACGGUCAUGGUGUUCCUCUUCCUACCCAGUCAGGCGAGAUUUGGGUAUUCAACAAGAACUAUACCCAGUACAUCCCAGUCUCACUGUACGAUUUACAGUCAUGGCUCGCAGGUCCGAGUCUAUUCGUCUUCGAUGUUUCACAUGCUGGGAAUAUCGUUUCCAACUUCCACACUUUCGUUGAGAAGCAUGAGAAGGAAAAUUUCGAGGCGAGAAAGAGGGAUCCGAAUGCUAUCGUACAGAAUUACGGAGAUUGUAUCAUUCUUGCAGCGUGUCAGAAGGCUGAAUCGCUGCCUACGAAUCCAGAUCUUCCUGCGGAUCUCUUCACCUGUUGUCUUACUACACCAAUUGAGAUCGCGCUGCGCUUCUUCAUACUUCAGAACCCGCUUCAAACCAAUAUCUCCGUUGACGAAUUCAGGGUGCCUGGUCGCCUACAGGACCGUCGCAGCCCGUUGGGAGAGUUAAAUUGGAUUUUCACUGCGAUCACGGAUACGAUAGCUUGGAACACCUUGCCGCGAGCCCUCUUCAAGAAACUUUUCCGUCAAGAUUUGAUGGUGGCUGCCCUGUUCAGGAACUUUUUGCUGGCCGAGCGGGUAAUGCGCACCUACAAAUGCCAUCCUAUUUCAUCGCCUGAAUUACCGGAGACUCAUCAUCAUCCCCUGUGGAAGAGCUGGGACCUGGCUGUCGAAAUGGUUUUGUCGCAGCUUCCCGCCCUAAUUGACCAUGAAGAGGGUCGCAGGCAAUAUGAAUACCAGCAUUCGACGUUCUUCGCGGAGCAGCUUACUGCAUUCGAGGUUUAUCUGUCGUCUAGCCCCACAGAGAAGAACCCACCGGAUCAGCUCCCAAUUGUCUUGCAGGUCCUGUUGAGUCAGGCACACAGAUUGCGAGCUCUGAUUCUGUUGAGUAAAUUCCUAGAUCUCGGUCCUUGGGCGGUUCACCUGGCUCUGAGCAUUGGUAUCUUUCCUUACGUCGUUAAACUGUUGCAGUCUGCAGCCCAAGAACUCAAACCAGUCAUGGUAUUCAUUUGGGCCAGAAUCAUGGCAGUUGACCACACUGUUCAGAAUGACCUAUUGAAGGACAAUGGGAUCCAUUACUUCAUCUCCAUCCUCAAUCCAUCUUCCCCAAUCCCUGUGGGCAACGCUAGUGAACAUCGGGCUAUGUGCGCAUUUAUUGUCUCAAUCUUCUGCAAAAAUUACCCUCAAGGUCAAAACGUGUGCCUCUCUGCCGAACUUUUUGACUCUUGUCUCAAGCACUUUAUGGAUGUGGAGAAUCCGCUGUUGCGGCAGUGGUCGUGUCUCUGUAUCAGCAUGCUGUGGUCCGACUUCCCAGAAGCGAAAUGGAUGGGUAUUCGAUGUGCCGCUCCUGCCCGGCUCUGUGAACUCAAUUUCGAUCCUGUGCCUGAAGUGCGAGCUGCCAUGUUGCAUGCGGUCACCACCUUCCUGGGUAUCCCGGACUUAACCGACCAGGUAGCCCAGAUUGAGGAAACCUUGGCCAUGGCAGUAUUGCCCAUGUCAUCUGACGGCAGUGUACUCGUGAGAAAAGAACUCUUAGUCUUCUUCUCGGCUUUCGUCAAACGCUAUCAGAACAAGUUCUUGAUUGCCGCAUACGAGGAGUUUCAAGACGAGAAGCAGAACUUACUCUCGAAGCUGAAACAUGCAGGAUCUCGAGUCCCUACUCAAAAGGAAGUAUCAGAUGUUCCCGCAGUCUCGAGUCGAAAGUCGCAUAGCCUCUCACGAAAUACCACCUUUGGAACCAUCUGGAAGCAACUACUAAUUCUCUCUGUUGACCCCCACCCUGACAUCGCGCAGGACGCAGGCAUGAUCGUUGACUUCAUUCACAUCUGCCUCUUGGAUUCGCCGAUGGCUUCAUUGACUAACCAGAUUCGAGACGAAAUCCUGGACCUUUCUAAUCGGGUAUCUCAGAAAUUGCAGGUCGAGAAGCCGGAAUCAACGAAAACCGCGCCUCCGCCGACACCACCCGCUGUCGCCCCUCCCAAACAGGAAGGCUACCUUUCACUAAGUAUCAAACGAACUGCGAGUGUGGCGGCCUCGCUCAAAAACCUGGCCUUCGGAGGUUCUAAUGCGUCUGACUCUCAACCGCCCCAAUCGCCUCAAUCUCUCACCGCGCCCAAAAGCCGGAUGCCUAUGACCCCAAGAGGACGAGCCCCACCCGAAUGGACACGACCCCCGGAAGUUAAUGACCAAGUUGCUCCUGCAACAGCCUAUAAUCAAGCUCCUACCCCUACAUCGCGAGGAUUCGAGCCCCGGGAAUCCGUUGCGGUCCCAUCCAUUCCCUUGAUGAGUAGAUUCCUGGACUGGUCCACAGAGUAUUUCCGGGAACCCCAGAUGAAACCCAAUGAACCCGACGAGCCCGGUAGUGCCGAUUACAACGAACGCCUCUGGAGACGAAGCCGUAAUGAGAAGAUCAUCUCUGAGACCCAGCCUCUCAAGGGCAAAGCAGGCAGCAGCCGAUGGGAUAACUCGUUGUCUCUUCUUUCUAACAGCAGUCAGCCUCUGAAGAUGUGCUUCCAUCAAUUCGAGGAUCACAUUGCAGUUGCAGAUGACAAGGAUACGAUCGCAAUUUGGGAUUGGCAGAGACAUAAGCGUCUCAAUCGCUUCUCGAAUGGUAACCCGGCUGGCUCCAAAAUCAAUGAAGUCCGAUAUAUCAACGAGGAUGACCAAGCUCUGCUGAUGACGGGGUCAUCUGAUGGUGUUCUGAAAGUUUUCAGAAACUACGAGUCGGCGCAUGAUGUGGAAAUUGUGACCGCUUUUAGAGCCCUACCUGAACUCAUUCCCAGCAACCGCAAUGCUGGACUUGUUCUGGACUGGCAGCAAGGCCAGGGUAAGGCAUUAGUUGCAGGUGACGUGAAGGUCAUCCGGGUGUGGAAUGCGGCUACCGAAGUCUGCACGAAUGACAUUCCUGCUCGUUCGGGCUCUUGUAUCACAUCCUUGACAUCCGAUCAAGUAGCAGGAAACAUCUUUGUGGCAGGAUUCGGUGACGGCGCAGUUCGGGUGUUUGACCAGCGUCUCAAGCCCACAACGUCUAUGGUCAAGGUCUGGCGCGAGCACAAGCAAUGGAUCACCAAUGUUCACAUGCAGCGCGGCGGCCUGAGGGAGCUUGUGUCCGGGAGUCGCAACGGCGAAAUCAAGCUUUGGGAUCUACGUAUGGACAUGCCCAUCUCCACGUUCUCCGCCACAAACGACACACUGCGUACACUAAGUGUCCACGAGCAUGCUCCAGUCUUCAUGGUAGGCACAAACCGUCACGAAGUGAAAACCUUCAACGUCGAUGGAACCUAUCUCUCCACCUUCGAGCCCUACUCGAGCUUCCUCCAUCACAACCGCUCCUCCCCGAUCGCCAGCACCGCAUUCCACCCGCAUCGGACCGUUCUGGCCUGUGCGGCACUAAAUGACCACCAUAUCAAUUUGGUGACAUGCUAGAAGUCCACAGAGUAUCCAGCCACACUUUUCUACCACUGGAGCUACAGGAGACCACCCAUCCUACCCACCUGAACUGAACGCACCGUGAACGAAACAGCACCUCACUCCCUCCAACCGACUGUCCUCUAUUAGCGCAACCCUCUCACAGACACACCACCGGCGCCAAGGUUCCAUCGAUAUUCCCCAAUUCCAGAAUCCAUUUCCGUUCCAUCCUA